This is a messenger RNA of Pleurotus ostreatus (oyster mushroom), 2307 nucleotides long. It is a transcript of the gene MRD1, whose product is annotated as Multiple RNA-binding domain-containing protein 1. The transcript is spliced from 6 exons. Gene Ontology annotation, cellular component: cytosol. Bases 1 to 2307 code for a protein of 768 amino acids. Lineage: Eukaryota; Fungi; Basidiomycota; Agaricomycetes; Agaricales; Pleurotaceae. The record is from RefSeq and is a predicted model, not a curated record. Gene Ontology annotation, molecular function: mRNA binding.
AUGUCACGGCUCAUCGUCAAGAACCUGCCAACGUAUGUAACCCCCGCGCAACUCAGGAAACAUUUUGAGCAAAAGGGUGCCCCAGGAGGAAUCAUCACCGAUGUCAAAGUCUCGUCCAAGUCGGAUGGCACGUCAAGGCGAUUCGGCUUUGUUGGCUUCAAAUCAGAUCUGGAAGCUGAGGCUGCGAAGACCUACUUUGAUCGCACAUUCAUUGAUUCUACGAGGAUCAAUGUCAUGGUUGUGGACGUGACGAAAGAUGCACCUAGGCCUAGACCAAAUAAACGUCCUCGUUUGGACCCGUCCCCCGACGAUGAUACCCCUAGUAAGCACAUCAAAGUGAGGGAGCACGCCGAUUCUGCUACGGACGACAAACUCGAAGAAUUUCUGGAUGUGAUGCGACCUCGGACGGCGAAAGGGCCUCUUUGGGCCAAUGACGAGGGUAAACCCAGACCAGGUGGACCGAUUGCCAGCGUGGAGCCCCCGUUACCUGAACCAAUAGCUCAAUCUCCUCCGAGAGAGGGCGAGGCCGGGAAAGAUGAACCUUUGUCUGACUUAGAGUGGAUGCGGCGGCGUAUGUCGUCUAAAGUGGAUGUCGCGCAUAGGGCCUUCGAGCAGGAUGAUGAAGUUACAGAGAAAUCAUUGAACGAGCCAACGCCAGCUAUACAGGUACCACCUUCGCCGGCUUCUCCCCAUGACGUCGCACGGGAUACAAUACUACAAACAGGAAGACUCUUCGUUCGCAAUCUGACAUUUUCGUGCACGCAGGAAGAAGUCGAAACGCUAUUUAAACCGUAUGGUGACAUUGCUCAGGUACAUAUCCCGCUGGAUUCUCUCACCAAGCAGUCGAAAGGACUGGCCUACGUCACCUUCCGACAAAGCAGCUGUGCGUUAGCUGCCUUUGAAGCUCUCGAUCGGAAGUCCUUCCAAGGACGGCUGCUGCACAUUCUCCCGGCUGUCGACAGGAAGGGGAACAUUCAGAUAGAGGAAGGGAGUGGUAGGAAGAAGACGGUGAAAGACGAGCGCAACCAGAGCCGCAAGUCAGCGGCGGGAAAAGAGUUUAAUUGGAGUAUGCUGUACAUGAAUAGUGAUGCGGUGGCCUCGUCCGUCGCCUCGCGUAUGAAUAUAUCUAAGUCGGAGAUCCUGAACCCCGAGUCCGAUAACGCUGCUGUCAAGCUUGCCUUAGCAGAGACCCAUAUCAUCAGCGAAACGAAGACAUACCUCGAGUCCCAGGGUGUCAUCCUCGAAUCUUUUGCGGCACGCGCUCGUUCCGACACCACGAUAUUGGUCAAGAAUAUUCCUUUCGGUACGACGGUCGAACAAAUUAGAGAAAUGUUUGAGCAGCAUGGGUCGCUGGCGAGGGUGUUGGUCCCUCCUGCAGGAACGAUGGCUGUGGUGGACUUUGAGCAUCCAGACGAAGCUCAGAAGGCUUUCAAAGCGAUUGCGUAUCGGCGACUGGGGAAUAGUAUAAUAUACCUUGAGAAAGGUCCACAAGGGAUGUUCCUCCCCACGUCGGAAAUCAAAGCAUCCGACGGUGGCCAUCCUCCAACAUCCGCCGCCAUCCGCAUCAUAGAGCAGGAACAAGAAGCCCCGCAGGAAGACGCGCCGUCUCUUGCCGCUGGCACUACCCUCUUUGUCAAAAAUCUCGCGUUCUCCACUACGAGCGAACGUCUCACGCAAGUCUUCCGCCACCUUCCUUCGUUCUCCUUUGCUCGCGUCCAGACGAAGCCUGAUCCUAAGAAACCAGGGAAGGACGCGCCGAGAUUGAGCAUGGGAUAUGGGUUUGUUGGGUUCAAGGAUGUCGAAGGGGCGCAGAAGGCGUUGAAGAGUAUGCAGGAUUACGUCUUGGACGGGCAUGCGCUGCAUGUCAAGUUUGCCGGAAGGGGGCAAGAAGAGGCGGAAGACGCAGUCAAAGGUGGUUCAGUUUCGAAGGGCACUACGACCAAGAUCAUCGUGAAAAACGUACCGUUCGAAGCCACAAAGAAAGAUGUCCGGGCUUUGUUCAGUGCACACGGACAACUGAAAUCUGUGCGGGUGCCCAAACGGUUCGAUGCUCGCAGCCGCGGUUUCGCUUUCUUGGACUUCGUAUCUCGCCACGAGGCCGAGAAUGCUUACAAUGCUCUGAAGCAUACCCAUUUGCUCGGGCGUCAUCUCGUCUUGCAGUGGGCUGAGGAGGGCGAGGAUUUGGAGAUGAUGAGACAGAAGGCUGGUGCUGGCUUUGGAGGGGGCGCAGAGAUGCCAGGGCGGAAGAGAAAAUUGAAUUUGGGAGGGGAUAAAGACGCAAUCGAUGUUGAUGGUCUCGACGAGUAA